GUCUGCGCCGAGUUUUUGACGUCAGUUGGAGCGCGACCGUCAGUGAAGGAUCGAAGCGCGAGUAGCGAGAGGAAAAUGAGCAAAGCGCACCCGCCCGAGUUGAAGAAGUUCAUGGACAAGAAGUUGUCACUAAAGCUGAAUGGUGGAAGGCACGUGCAAGGAAUUCUACGUGGUUUUGACCCCUUCAUGAAUCUUGUGGUGGAUGAAUCUGUGGAGAUGGCACCCGGUGGCCAGCAGAAUAACAUUGGCAUGGUGGUGAUUAGAGGAAACAGCAUUAUCAUGCUUGAAGCUUUAGAAAGAGUAUAGUGAAGACAUCACCAUUUCUGAAUUAGCGGAGACGACACUCUACAAAGAUGGCUUUGAACAUGCACUUGAAGCAUUGAAUUUUUCUUGUCACGAGGUGGAAAGGCACCUGCAGCUAACUUUAUAAAGGCCCAAUAUUCAGGAUUCACUUUUGUGAACAGUUUGGAAUUUGUACUUUGACAAGUAGCUAAAGAACAUUAAAUAAGUGUUUUUGUAUGAAAAGGAUUGGAUCAGUUGCUUUCAUCUCCAUUGUUUUCAUGUAUAUUAAUCUCAGAUGAAUCCCAAAUAAUCUGCCAAUUGCUGGUGACUUCGUUUCAUUGUCCUCUGGUAAAUAAUCCUUGUGUGACAAUAAUUGGAACUACUUACUUUCAGAACUCCUCUCUCAACCCAAGGAUAAAACUAUUGACAUUGGGGCCUAAUGCAAAGAAUCAGUAUUUGCUAUGAUGUUGCCCUAAUCGUAACCAGGGAACCAGAAUGGAAGCGAAGAUCUGCCCAGAAAAGUGUGGUGCUAUGACCUUACCGACAUCUCCAGUGAAUAGCACAAGGUUCGACUCUCAAUGAGCAGCUGCAUGGAAUCUAAAAGUCUGUACUCUUGAGUGCAUGGCACAGUAAGCUUUACAGUCCAGGUGACCCAAGUUCAAUUCCCUUUACUGCCUGUAAGGAGUUCAUAAGUUCUGGUGAUGACGUGGGAUUCCUCCAGGUGCUCCACAUUCCUCCCGUAGUCCAAAGAUGUACCAGUUGGCAGGUUAAUUGCUCAUUGUAAAUUGUCCCAUGAUUAGGCUAUGGUUAAAUUGGGGGAUUGCUGGGCGGUAUGGCUUGAAGGGCCAAAAGGGCCUAUUCCACUCUUUAUCUCAAUAAAUAUAAAAAAAAAUUAGACCAUAGGAGCAAAAUUUGGCAUUCGGUCCAAGUUUGCUUUGCCAUUCCAUCAUGGCAGAUCUAUUAUCCUUCUCAACCCUGUUAUUCUGUCUUCUCCCCAUAAUCUUUAACAGCCUUACUAAUCAAUAACCUAUUAACCUACACUUUAAAUAUACCCACUAAUAUCCUCCAUGGAUUCAUCACCCUCGGGCUAAAGAGAUUACUCCUCAAAUCUUUUCUAAAGGGAAAUCCUUGUAUUCUGAAUCUGUUCCAUUCAGUUCUGGCCCACUCCCCAUAGCACUUUCAUUCCCAGGAUCUUUCUUGUGAACCUCUGGACAUCCAAUGCUAACACAUCCCUUCUUAAAUAAGGGGCCCAAAAAUUGCAUUUCUGACUCUGUAAACUGUUGCUGUUGAAUCCAUUCCUGGGGACAUAGAAACUCAAGAGGCUCUGUACACUAGUAAGCCAUGAUAGUCCAAUUAGUAAUCUGAUGAAAAAAAUCAAUUCAACUUUUCAGAAAGAAAUCUACUAUCACCAUUGCUGGUUGGCCUAUCCAUUUGUUGUUUGUCCUCCACAGCAUUCUGAGUCCUGAGUGCAGAACUUUCUUAUCAAUUCUGAAAGGCCAAUUCCUUAUCUUGAGCUCAUAAUCCCUGAAUAUCCCAAUCAGGGGUUUUUGCUUUUGUUUGUUUCUAACUCUCCUAACCUUUGGAGAGUAUAGACCCAAUCUGCUUAAUUUCUACUUGUGACAGUUCUUCCAAAAACAGAAAUCAGUCUGGUGAAUCUUAAUUGUUUUAUUUUUGUACUAGAAGAAUUGGUAUAUUGCAUCUUUUGGUUUGUAACUCCACUUUUACAGUUUGAGAAGACUGGAGGCAGUUGGAUCAUCUGCAUUUCCAAAUUGCAACUUCUUAUUUUGGGACAACUUGAGAAGUCAAGAUGUUCAUUUGAUAGCGUGUUCUAGGCUGUCGUGUGCCCUUGUGGUCUGUGACCAUUUUGUUGUUCCUGAGAAUAAAUGAGGUAUUUAACAGGCAGAUGCAGCAAGGAAGGGAAGUGGUGCAUUGGCAUUUAUUGCGGGGGGGGGUGGAAAUUAGAAAUAGAGAAGCGUUACAAAUUGCACGGGGUUUUGGUGAGGUCCCACUUAGAGAACUGUUGACAGUUUUGAUCACCUUAUUUAAAGGGUAUCCUAGCAUUAGAGACAGCCCAAGUAGAUCACUAGGCAGAUGAGAGGGUGGUCCUAUAAGUGGCUGAAGCAGCUGAGUGGGUAUUUUUUUUAGGAGUUCAGAAGAAUUGGGCAAUCUCAUUAAAAUAGAUAGAUCUUAAUGGGGCAUGACACAGUUGAUGUUGUCACUGGUGAGUGAGUCUUUGCUGAGUGGGCAUAGUUGUAAGAUAAGGGGGCAGUCUAACUAAGGAGGGUAGCAUUUUCUCAGACCAAGUAGUGAUAUCAAACUCUCCACCGUGGACAUUGUGAAAGAAAAGCAUUGGUGUCGGGGCUGGAGGCAAGAGACAGGCCAGCUGACCUUAGCUCGCUGCUCCCAGGGGUUUGCUAGACUCUGAGCUAAGACUGCAGUGAUGACUGCUUCAUGACCAUGAACUUCAGUUAUUUGCUUUUGUUUGUACGGUUUAAUUUUUUUCUGUAUGUUGGCUGUUUGAUGGUUUUUUUUAAUGGUAUACUUUGGUAAUAAGUGUACUUUGACUUUGACUGAAAGAGGUGGCAAAUAACUCUAAAACACAGAAUUGAGGGCUAUGGUGACUUUCGUAGGAAUUGAGGCCUGGGGCCAUCAGAAUGGUGGGGCAGAGUGGCCUAAAUAGAUUCAGCUCUUUUGUAGAUUAGGCUGAAAGUGGGGCGAGAUGGAGUACCAUUUUGAUGUAAUUGCUCCAGCAUGUAAAACAAACCUAAUUGUACGCAAAAAAACAGCAGACUGAAUGUUGCUAUUCAGCAUGGAUUGAGAUGUAAUCUUUUUUAUCUUGUGACUUAGUGAAGGCAACUAAUGUUGAGGAAAAUCGUGUGAAGAUGGUAUAAUUAUAAAGAGCUUGCCGCUUGCUCAAAAUACACUUCACUACAAGUUAUUAACAGCAACAAUGUGGCAGUCGUAAUUACCAUAAUGUGUAAAAUAUUUCAUUUGUAACAGCUUAAUACUUUCCACAACACAAAACAACAUUUAAUGCUUGAGCCCCAAAAGUUUGUUCAAGAGAAUAUGAUUUUAAGGAGCUUGUUAAAGGAAGUGUGAUAAUCAAAUUUUGAAGACCAUAUACCCUCGCAGAGGUGAGUCUUUCUUGCUUUGAAGUAAGGAAUCAUAUAUACUACAGUUAAGCAGUGCAGCAGGCCUGAAAACCAGACCAGGACAUUUUCAGAGUCGCUUGGGGAUUAGUCUAGAAAAAGUCAUCUGGUCCAUUUCCGGAGAACUGUGCUCAAGUAUGUGAGAGUGGGCUGCUUAUCUGUUUAACAAAUAUUCUAAAUUUUAAAAUUGUUCCAGUCCAGAUGAAAGGUCUCAGGCCAAAAUAUCAGUCGUCCAUUUCACUGCACAGGUGUUGUCUGACUUGCUGAAUUCCUCAAGUAUCUUUUUUUUUUUGCAACUGCCAAUUUUUUUAAUCUGUUCUACAUUUGCAAGAAAAGGUUUGUGAACCUUUCGCAAUUGCCUGGUUUUCUGCAUUAAUUACUCAUAAAAUGUGCUCUUAUCUUCAUCUAAGUCACAAUAAUAGACAAACACAGUCUGCUUAAACUAAUAACACACUAACAAUUGUACUUUUUAUAUCUCUAUUGAACACAUUGUUUAAUCAUUCACAGUUCUGCCUGGAAAAAGUAUGUGAACCUUAGUAUUUAAUAGCUGGUCGAACCUACUUUAGCAGCAAUAACCUCCACCAAACAUUUCCUGUAGCUGCUGAUCAGACUUGCAAAACAGCAAGGAGGAAUUUUAGACCAUUCCUCUGUACAAAACUUCUCCAGUUCAUUAAUAUUUCUGGGAUACCUUGCACGAACAGUCCUCUUCAGGUCAAUGCCACAACAUCUCAAUUGGGUUAAGGUCUGGACUCUGACUUGGCCAUCCCAAAACACGAAUCUUCUUUUUAAACCAUUCUGUUGUUGAUUUACUCUUGUGUUUCGGAUCAUUGUCUUGUUGCAUCAUCUAACUUCUAUUAAGCUGUGGUGGACCUCUAACCUGACAUUUUCCUGUAAAAUGUCUUGACACAAUUUUGAACUCAUUGUUCCCUCGACGAUUGCAAGCUGUCCAGGUCCUGAGGCAGCAAAGCAGCCCCAAACUGUGAUGCUGCUUCCACCGUGCUUUAAAGGUGGGAUGAGGUUUUUGUGUUGGUGUGCAGUGCCCUUUUUCCUCCAAACAGCGGUGUGCAUUUCUGCCAAAAAAGUUGAACUUUUGUUCCAUCUGUCCACAGAACAUUGUCCCAGAAAUGCAGUGAAACAUGCUGGUGGCCUUUUGCAAGUUUGAGACGUGCAGCAAUGUUUUGGAGAGCAGUUGUUUCCUCCAUGGUGUCCUUCUAUGAACACUAUUUUUGUUUGGUGUUUUUCUUAUAGUGGGCACAUGAACAGAGACUUUAGCAAGUUCUAGAGGUUUCUGCAGGUCUUUUGCUGUUACCCUUGGGUUCUAUUUCACCUCCUUCAGCAAUGCACGUUUUGCUCUUGGUGUGAUCCUUGCAGGAUGCCCAGUCCUAGAGAGCAAAGCAACAGUACUAAAUUUCCUCCAUUUGUAAACAAUUUAUCUUACUGUGGACUGAUGAAUACUCAGCUUCAUACAUUUCUACAAUUCUAAGAUCCUUUGAAAGUUGUUUCGAUCAAGGAAUGGUGCGCAUAAACAGAUCUUUCUUGAGAAGAACAUGCUCUGUCAGUAACUUGACUUUGACCUUUUUAUAGGGCGGGGCACCUCUACAACCCACACCUCCAAUCUCAAUUCACCUGACUCCAAAUAGCUUUUAUCGAAGGCAUUGUCCCAGAGGCUCACAUACUUUUUUGAACCUAGACAUGCUGAUUUGGGAAACAAUAGAUAAAAUAUGCAGGAUCAAAGAUACACUUUGAAGAUCAGUUUCAAGGCUGCGGUUGCAAAUUAAUUUUAUAUUGUACCAUAAGUGAAGGAAAGCUUAGUGAGAGAAAGAAUGAGAGGCAUUCACUCCAGGAAGGAAUUGAGCCAAGUGGUGAUACCACAUUCAAUCGUUGCCGGUGCUAUCUUUGGAACUGCAUUUCAAAAUUAGCAAAAGGCCAAGUUGUCUUAGAAUUACAUCACAAGAAACAGGCCCUUUGGCAUAACUUAACCAUGCCGACCUAGUUGCCUGUAUAAGCUAGUCCUCUUUGCCUGCACUUUGCUCACGUCUCUCUAAACAUUUCCUCGCCAUAUAUUUGUUGAAAUAUAUAGUAUUGCACCCACCUCUGUCACUUCCUUUGACAACUUGUGCCAAAUAUCCGAAACCCUCUGAAAAAGCUUGCCUCUCAGAUCCCCUUUACAUAUUUCCCCUCUCGACUUAAACCAAUGCCCUCAAGUUUUGUGACUCCCCUUUCCUGGUGAAAAGGCAGAUAGUUCACCUUUUCUACGCCCCUCAUGAUUUUAUAUCCCUCUGUAAGAUUCUCCCUUUCACAAGAUAAGACAGAUGGCGGGAGUAAAAAAAAAAAGCCCCAGCCUAUCCAGUCUCUCAUUGUAACUCAAAUUAUCUAGUCCUGCCAACCUCCCUGUGAAUCUUUUCUGCAUCCUUUAGAGCUUAAGGACAUUCUUCCUGUAUCUGGGUAACCAGAAGUGCACACAAUGCACCAAAUGUGCUCUCACCAAUGUUCUGUACAGCUAUUAGAUGAUGCUCCAACCCUUGUACUCAGUAGCCUAACUGGUUAAGGCAAAUGUGUCAAGUGACUUCUUCAUUAUCUUACUACUAUUUUUUUUAAAAAUUUUUGCAUUAUUUAUUUAAUGUGACUAUUUAAAAUAUAUGUGUAUAUAUUUACUGAAAUUCAGAUUUUUUUCUCUGUUAUUAUGUAUUGCAUUGUAUUGCUGCCGUAAAGACAACAAAUUUCAUGAUGUAAGCUGGUGAUAUUAAACCUGGUUCUGAUUCUGAAAU
Molecule: messenger RNA, 6199 nt
Organism: Mobula hypostoma (lesser devil ray)
Lineage: Eukaryota; Metazoa; Chordata; Chondrichthyes; Myliobatiformes; Myliobatidae
Gene: snrpg
Product: small nuclear ribonucleoprotein polypeptide G
Exons: 4
Coding region: 76-306 (76 amino acids)
Biological process (GO): spliceosomal snRNP assembly; mRNA splicing, via spliceosome
Cellular component (GO): U12-type spliceosomal complex; catalytic step 2 spliceosome; spliceosomal tri-snRNP complex
Molecular function (GO): RNA binding
Source: RefSeq, a predicted model, not a curated record